Ixodes scapularis (black-legged tick) is the source of this 3276-nucleotide messenger RNA. RefSeq lists its product as uncharacterized. The record is from RefSeq and is a predicted model, not a curated record. Lineage: Eukaryota; Metazoa; Arthropoda; Arachnida; Ixodida; Ixodidae. Gene Ontology annotation, biological process: DNA integration. Gene Ontology annotation, molecular function: zinc ion binding; nucleic acid binding. The transcript has 4 exons. Bases 1 to 3276 code for a protein of 1091 amino acids.
AUGGCGGAUGGGGCGGGAGAUGAGUUGGCACUCACAGGUCAGACGGGAGGAGCAAAUACCACAUCAGAGGCGGCAUCGGAGCAGCAGAUUAUGCUGCUGCAGUUACAGUUAAAAAUUGCUGAGGCAGAACGAGAGAAGCAGCGAAUGGAGCUGGAAGUCCAGCGGCUGCAAUCACAAAGGAGUGCAGAGCCUGGCGAGGUUGACAGCAGCUUCGCGGUGGCCGCAAAGGCGGACGAGGAUAGACGGCUGAAAUUUGCAGGUCUAUUAAAAGGUGUUCUUGCGCCAAUGCCGAGCCAGGAGGCACUCGUGCCUAGCUGGUUCGAAGAUGUAGAAGCCACCCUUGAGUCGUACGAGGUGCCACGCGAGUGGCCUAUCGAGGUAGUGAAGCUAGCAGAGAGUUACGACGAAAGCCGUAAGAACAGGCCUGCUGUGGUGUCUAGCACGGGUGCGCCGGUUGUGAAUUUGACGGCAGGCGAGGCUGUGGCGUCGUCGCAAGCAAAGAAAGCCAACUGGGACGCACGUAUAAGGAAACAGUGCUUCAAGUGUCACGCAACGGGGCACAUAGCUAAGCAGUGCCCAACGAGGGAAACCACGGAAGCCCGCCUCGUCAAGGGCAGAGACAGGUCUGUCAUUGCUCGGGUAGCCUUUCCGCAGUAUGAGAAGGAAGCUUCCCAAGCUCGAAUAGGACUACCUAAAGUGAGCAAGGUCAUCGGUACGAGAGGAGUAACACUGACUAACGCAGGUCGGACAUUACACGCAAGGGUUGAUUCAGGGGCGGACAUAACAGUGGUUAGAAAGGCAGCUUGUCAGAAAUAUGAGAGUGCAGGGUCGACUAUAAAGUUGACUGGUGCAUUCGGGGAACAGGUCAUUGCAGAGCUGGCGUACGUCCCAUUAACGGCGACAGAGGGCGUACCGCUCGUGUCAUUCAAUCCGUCAGAACGAGGAGUCUUGUGUGCGCUUACCGACAGGCUAGUCACGGGAGUGGAUGUUUUGAUUGCUCUCGAGGACUACGACCAGCUGCUCAAGGAGAGAGUGGGAUGCGAAGUUCAGGAGGACAUAGAAAUGCGUGGUGAAGAAGUGGAAGAGGAAGAAAGCUUAGACGAACUAGAACACACCGAAAAUGCACUGUCUUGCGCGGUGGAGGCUGAGAGCUUGGAGGGCGGUAACGCGCAGACGCGAACGACGCGGCAACAGUUUCGCGAGGCGCAAUUGGCAGAUGAGUCGUUGCGUGAGGCGUGGGCACAGGCCUGGGAGGGGACGCAUGGCAUGACAAUACGCGACGAGUUGCUGUUCCAUCAGGAACCGAUCGCAGGACAUCAGUGCUGUCAACUCGUGCUACCGUCAGAUCGCCGCUCAAAGGGGUUGAAGAUGGCACACGAUUCUGCGUGGGCGGGGCACCUCGGCGAGCGGAAAACGCUGCAACGUAUAAAGGGCUCCUUUUUCUGGCCAAGCAUAACGCGGGACGUAAGAGAAUACUGCCGUUCGUGUCUGUCGUGUCAGGUGAGGUCCCCAGCUCGUACGCUGGACCGCGUACCAAUCACGCCACUGGCCAGACCGGAAACCGCUUUUCAGGUGGUUAACAUGGACUGCAUCGGUCCGAUUGACCCGCCAUCGGCGCGUGGUCACAGAUACGCAUUGUGCGUAGUAGACGUUAACACUAGAUGGCCAGAAGUAGUGUGCCUCAGGACACUGAUAGCAAAGGCCACGUGUGAUGCGUUAUUGGAAAUCUUCGCGCGUCUGGGAGUCCCCGAGGUGGUGUGUAGUGAUCAGGGGACAAAUUUCACUGCAAAGGUGACCCAGCAGCUUCUCUCGAAGCUAGGGGCGUGCCCGAGAUUCUCCACGCCGGUCCACCCACAAAGUAACGGACUCGUCGAACGUUGGAAUGGAACAUUCAAGUCGAUGCUUUUUCACAUUGUGAGGGAGCAUGGGCGGGAAUGGGACAAGUUUGUACCGUUCCUGCUUUGGGCUUACAGAGAGGUCCCGAACGUAACGACGGGUAAAUCGCCGUUUGAGCUGAUGUACGGGAGGGUACCAGUGGGGCCACUCUCGAUACUUCAAAAGACAUGGUCUGGCGAUUGGGCUGUCCCGGACACUCUGGGCGUGUCCGCAGAGGAAUACCUAUCGCGCUUGCGCGAAAGGUUAAUUGAGGCUAACGCAAGGGCCGAAGACAGUACUACGGUGGAGCAAUGUAGGUACGCUAGCAGGUAUAAUCUGCGGGCGACAGACAAACAGUUUAGAGAGGGGCAGCAGGUUUUAUGGCUCGAGAGAGAGGGCGAGGGCAAAUUAGUGGCCAAGUGGAAAGGACCGGCUAAGGUGGUUCGCAAGUUACGGCCGUACAGUUACUUGAUUGAGAUGGAGGAUGGAACAUCUCGAUCAGUACACGCAAACAAGCUUCGCGCGUACCACGCCCGGGUUGGCGCCGUGGGUUUGAUUUUCGAGGGUGACAGUGAUUUUGGGGACAUCCAAACAUCCCCAACGCAAGGUGAACGAAACCAUCGAAUACCGCUCGCUGCGUUGAGUCACUUGAAGCCGUCACAGCGUGCUGAGGUUGUCGCGCUGGUCACUAGGCACGGCCAGGUCUUCGGGGACAGGCCAGGAAGGUGCACAGUUGGCAUGCACAAAAUAAAGAUCAAGGAGGGCGCGGCGCGAGAGCCCGUUCAUCCGGAUAAGGUACCAAUGUCUUUCCGAAAGGAAGUCGAACGGCAAGUACAGGAGCUCUUGGCGUGGGACCUGAUAUACCCUGUUGAGAGCCCGCACGCGUAUUCAAUCGUAUGCGUAAGCAAAAAGGAUGGGGGGCUGAGGCUGUGCUGCGAUUAUCGUAAGCUCAACAGCAUCACCGAACCAGACGCAUUCCCGAUGAGUCCACCCUCCGAGUUGCUGCUGCAGGUGGCAAAGGCGAAGUAUAUAACCUUGAUUGAUAUGCUAAGGGGAUAUUGGCAAAUACCACUGGAUGAGCAGGCACAAGCUAUCACGGCAUUUGUGACACCGGUUCGUGAGUACGCCUGGAGGACAAAAAGGGAGCUCAGGAAUUUCUUGGGGUUAGCCAAUUACUACCGACAGUACGUUCCGGAGUACGCCCGCAUAGUGCUACCUCCCACUAAUCUGACCAACAGGCGAACACCACAACAGCUGCCUUGGGAUACCGAGGCGCAGAGCGCAUUUGAAAACAUAAAAGACUGCCUCAAGCGCGCGGCAUCGCUUUACGCACCAGACCCCAAUCGCUCGCUGGGCCACGAUAGAAAAGGAGGCCUACGCAAUCAUCUGGGCAUUGGAUAA